This is a messenger RNA of Tremella mesenterica DSM 1558, 1839 nucleotides long. RefSeq lists its product as uncharacterized. The record is from RefSeq and is a predicted model, not a curated record. Gene Ontology annotation, cellular component: endomembrane system; membrane. The transcript is spliced from 14 exons. NCBI's taxonomy places the organism in Eukaryota, Fungi, Basidiomycota, Tremellomycetes, Tremellales, Tremellaceae. Bases 25 to 1839 code for a protein of 604 amino acids.
CUCCUCCAACCCAUAUCACUCAGCAUGUCUCAGCCCGCCAGGGCUUCUGGUGCCGCUGCCCCGGGAGGUAAUGCGCCAGCUCAAGAUGGUGAUUGGAUGUCAAGGUUCGGGGGUCUUCUCAAGCCCAUGGCUAUGUUCUUUGCCGUUCAGAUGGUCAUGAGAUAUGGUAUGGACUAUAUGGGUCUGAAUAAGUCUGCACCAACUUCAGCCCCCCCAGCAUCUCCUGAUUCCACGACAAUACCCAACGUCCAAAGUACAGUCCCUGAUACUGUAGCCGUUCCUCUUUGGCCUAUAGGUACUCCUAUGUCAAUGCUUCUGUUUGUGUCAACAUCACCCACUGGAAAUGACGUCGACACUUCAUCACCAUUAUUGGCUUGGGACGGAUUGACAUAUGGUAAUUGGAAAGAAGAAAGAGCGGCGGACUUAUUGCUCGAAGUCCCGGAAAUCGUCAGACUCCAUAAUGGAACUUGGUGGAUAGACAUCGUUCUCGUCAAAGGUGGUGGUACAGAUCUACAAGGAAAAACUCAAGAAGACUUGGUUUCAUAUCGCAAACAACUCACUCGUUUUUUACCAAAAAAACGAGUGCGGAAGGAGAAGAAACUUAUCCGCGGUGAAGGUCAGGAAGAAGAAGAGACUGAACCAUCCGAAUUACCUCCUGCUACAAUCGUCUCUCAUUGGUCCUCAAAUCUGACCUUGACAAUCAUGUCAGAGUCGCCUAAGAUCAACACUCAGUCUCUCCAGCCACUCGUCGUCCCGCAUAUUCAGAUUGUCACUCGUCCAGAUGGUCCCAAAUAUUAUCCUCCGGUCUUUCCAAACGAUUUCUGGCUUCUUCGUGAGAACAUGCUACCGAUCAACGAUACCUCUUAUCAGCUACCCUUGCAUGUGAGCUAUGCACCAAUCACCAACUGGAAAUUCCACCUGUUUGCCACGAUGACCCAAUCGUUCGAGCAAGCAGCGCAGCAACAGGGUGGUGGACAAGAGAUGGACGAGGUGAAACGGAUGCUCACCGAAACAAGUCCUUGGCUGCUCAUCACGACGGCUAUCGUGACGCUGCUUCAUACUGUCUUCGAGUUUUUGGCUUUCUCCAGUGACAUCGGUCAUUGGAGGAAGAAGGACAAGGACUUGGUGGGGGUGUCAUUGAGGACCAUUCUGACAAAUUGUUUUGUGCAAUUGGUCAUUCUGCUGUAUCUCCAUGACAGUUCCGAGGAGACAAGUUUCAUGAUCUUGUUCGGACAAGGAAUUGGUCUGCUUAUUGAGGCUUGGAAAAUCACCAAAGUUGUCGACGUUCGCGUGCGCCCAAACCCUAACUCGCUGUUAGGAUACUCUGUCGCCUUUGAAGAUAAGAAAGUUCUGUCCGAUGACGAAAAGAAGACUCAAGAGUAUGACAAAUUGGCUUUCCGUCUGGUGUCAUACUUUGCCAUCCCUGCUCUGAUGGGUUACACCGUUUAUUCAUUACUGUAUGAAACCCACCGAGGCUGGUAUUCUUUCAUCAUCACUACUUUAGCCCAGGCGAUCUACAUGUUCGGCUUUGUCCAACUCGUCCCUCAACUAAUCAUCAACUAUAAACUUAAGAGUGUCGCGCAUAUGCCCAUGAAAGCCAUGAUGUAUAAAACAUUAUCGACCGUUGUCGAUGAUUUCUUUGCUUUCUGUAUCCGAAUGCCAUGGCUUCAUCGUCUUGCUUGUUUCAGGGACGACGUUGUCUUCCUCAUUCUCUUAUAUCAACGCUGGAUCUACCGUGUCGAUUACAGCCGUGUCAAUGAAUAUGGCCAAGUGGCAGAGGGAAAGGCGGAGCCUAAGGUUACAAGCAGCUCGAUUGUUGAGAAGAGAAAUACGGAGUGA